This is a messenger RNA of Trematomus bernacchii (emerald rockcod), 3803 nucleotides long. Its product is annotated as microtubule-associated tumor suppressor 1 homolog A-like. The record is from RefSeq and is a predicted model, not a curated record. The coding region runs from base 160 to 2622 and encodes 820 amino acids. Gene Ontology annotation, molecular function: microtubule binding. Lineage: Eukaryota; Metazoa; Chordata; Actinopteri; Perciformes; Nototheniidae. The transcript is spliced from 15 exons. Gene Ontology annotation, cellular component: cytoplasm; nucleus.
GCACACUCCCAAUGUUCCCUCCUACCUCUCUUUCCUGCUCUCUUUUUUCCUCCUCCCCCUCUGUCUUGACACACUCUCUCCCUCACUCCUGCCCUCUGCUCCUCCACCGCCUCCCUCACUUCCUCCUGUCCACAUUUCUGACUCUUAGUGGGGAAAAACAUGGUGUCGGUGCACAGCUCGGAGCUGGUUCCACUCGGCUGGGACGCUGUCACUAAACGUCAUCUGUUCCUACAGAAAGUCUCCUCCAAGCUGGGGCCCGGUGUCCGGCAGCAGGGGGGAGGCACCAGAGCAGAGAAGGGGCCUUCAGCUCCAGGCUCAGGGACUGGACCUCCAAAACAGGGAAGCCCUGGGUUCAGGCAAGCCCAGAGAGAUGACUCCAUGCUGGGAGAGGUUUGGCAGAGUGCUGGGGGUGGAUCUCCAGCGAGGCACAGCCAGAUUCAGAGCCAGGGUAUCCCCAAACCUCGCACCGCUGCAGAGAGAGCAUCUGUUUCUGCUGUCACAAGUCCCUCAUCCUGCAACUCCAAACCUACAGCCAAUCAGCUGGCAGCAUCGGCCCGAAGACCAAUUCCUCCUGCAUCAUCAAAACUUCCUGUGAAGGGUUUAUCCACAAGCCUCAGUUCCUCCUCACUGGGCCACGAGAUCAGUGGAGCCACAAGCAAAACCUCUCCGGCAGCUCCAGCACCAACAGUGAUCAUGCCAGAGGAGCAGCCCAGCAGAAGCACACUUCCUGUGGGCACCCAGAGCCCGGCAAAGCCCCUCCCCCCCAGCCCGGCAGCCUCCACCAGCACCAGCACUGCCAGUGAGGCGCUGAUCUCUGCUGCCCCAAAAACUCCUGCAUCGAGGGGCAGAGCUCAGUCUGUGCAGGCCAGGACCACUGCUACAGGUUUGAAGGUGCCAACAGUCAUUAACCACAAUACAGCCAAGGCAGCAGCUGCCAAUCAAACAGCAGCAAAGACAGCUCCUGCAGCCAAUCAGAGCCUGACAAAGCAGACAUCCCAGAAUCACCUGCAAAGAAGCGGCUCAGCAAGACUCAGUCGACUGAACAGCAUUGUGGACAAAAACAAGCCGCGGGAGGCGAGCAGCAGACCCACAAACAGCACCAGCAGCUCCCCGUCAGCAGCUCCAUCAGCUCCAUCAGCUCCAUCAGCAGCUCCGUCAGCAGCUCUGUCAGCAGCUCCAUCAGCAGCUCCGUCAGCAGCUCCGUCAGCAGCUCCAUCAGCAGCUCCAUCAGCAGCUCCGUCAGCAGCUCCAUCAGCAGCUCCAUCAGCAGCAGGGAACAGCCAGAGGGAGCAGCUACCUCCACCAGACCCGGUGCCAGAGGUGGUGCAUGCACCAGGGACAGCAGUUCUCCCGGGGCCGGCCCCUGAGAGCCACUGCAAUGGAGCCUCUGGUCUCGGGUUGAAGCCAAAAACUGCGUUGAGGUCCAGAGCAGGAUCCCGCCUACAGAAUGCAUCCCGGCCGGGUGCAGGGGGGGGUUGGGGGGCAGAGCGGACGGUCGCUGCUAAACAGAACCAGAGUAAAGAGCAGGCAGAGAAGAAGAACCAGGCCCUCAGCCAGCUGAGGAGGCUGCUGCUGCAGGGGAACCGGAGGGUGGAGGCUCUGGCUACAGUCAUCCAGCAUCUCUUCACUGAGCGCGAGGAGGCCGUGAAGCAGAAGAAGAGCUUGUCCCUGGAACUGGCAACCCUCCGAGAUGAGCUGGUGGCGUCAGCGCAGUGCUGCGAGCGGCUGCAGCAGGGGAGGGAGGAGCUGCGUCUCCGCCUGGAGGAGGCUCUGCAGCGCCUGCAGGAGCAGCACCAGGAGGAGCUGGUGCAGCUGGAGGACAGACUGAGGAGCUUCUACCAAACUGAGUGGGACAAAGUCCACCAGACGUACCAGGAGGAGGCAGACAGAUGCCGCACGCUGAUGGAACAGCAGGUGGAGGAGCUGAGGAGCCGGCAUGAAGCAGAGAGGAAGGACAAGGCGGAGAGUCACAGUCAGAAGAUGGACUCUCUCAGACGGCAGCAUGAGACCUCCACACAAGAGCUGAAGAGGAUCCAGCACACGGAACUGGAGAACCUGAACAAAUCCCUGAAGGAGACUGAAACAUCUCUCUCUGAGAAGAUCUCUGAGCUGUGUGCAGAGAAGGAGGCUCUGAGUGAGAAGCUGAGAGCAGAGGAGGAGCGCAGGAAGCAGAUCCUCACAGACAAGAACCUGAAGAACUCCCACACCGUGUACCUGGAGCAGGAGCUGGACAGUCUUAAGGUCGUACUGGAGCUCAAGAACAACCAGCUGCACCAGAAGGAGAAGAAGCUCAUGGACAUGGACAAACUGUUGGAGACGAAUGUGAAACUGCAGGAGUGUCUAAAUAAGGUCCAACAGGAGAACGAGGACUACAGGGCCAGGAUGGACAAACACGCUGCUCUCUCAAAGCAGCUCUCCAGCGAACAGGCCAAACUCCAGCAGACGCUGCAGAAGGAGUCCAAGGUCAACAAGCGUCUGUCCAUGGAGAACGAGGAGCUGCUCUGGAAGCUGCACAAUGGAGACCUGCUGGCCAGCCCCCGCCGCCUCUCCCCCACCUCACCCUUCGGCUCACCUCGGAAUUCUGCCUCCUUCCCCACAGCUGCACCCUUAUCGCCUAGAUAACCCCGACAACAAGCCUCCUGCUCCACCAGCCUGGACAAGACAGAGCUGUUCCAAACACAGAGAAAGACUUCAAUCACAGCAAUGUUGUUGGAUAUUAAUGAUAAACUUGUACAUUUGGAACAAAUUGCAUAAAAGACGCUUGUUCUGAAAGCGUCAAGACUUUGCAGUGGCACCGACGCACUUAUGUCUGACAGUGGAAUGGCCAUGCUCUCUACCAAAUGCCUAGUUCUCCAAUAAGCCUUUCUUCUUUUUCUGAAGAAAACAUACAACAGGCACACCUCAGGGUCUGUACAUGGCGCCUCACUCUUGUUAUGACUAUCCUUCCAUGUUUGUUCUGAUAUGUUGUACAAUCUAGGAUCCUUUUAUCCUGUUAUUUCAUACCGCUCUUUCUAAAGAGGCGGGUGAGAAGAAACCUUGGACUUGAGCCUCUUGCAGGUUUGUGGGAACAAACAGUGGUUUGGGUGUUUCGUGGUGGAUUAGCAUGGAUUGUUUUGCCUAUUCCCCUUCUUUUAAAGAGGACCUUUUUCCCAAAGAGCAAAACUCAAUCCCUCAUCUGCUUUGGACCUCUGGAAGAAGUGAACAACGUAUUGUCCUUCUGUUGAUCUGAGGAACUGACCUUUAGAUCUGUUCCUCUGUGUAAGCUCCUCACAACCUCUACCUGAAACUACUUUGUGGAAUGUAGUCACCCUUGGAUGUUAGAUCUGAGCUGUCAGUUCAGAGACUUAACACAUCAUCUCAGAGCCAAAUAUGCAGAAGUGUGUUUGCCCCUUUGCUUUCCCCUUGACAUGUCUCAUUGACCAACAGGAACCAGGCAAUGCUCAGCUAGUGGCUGAUCAACUUCUGUCUUUACUUUGGAUCCCAUGUAAAAGCACCAGAAAAACACACAAGUUAUCAUUUCCACAGAUAGAAUCUCCCACAAUCUCAUCGACUGAGCGAUUACUGGCUCAUUUGACUGAAUCCAAAAUACCUUUAUAUGUCUGGUGAAAAAACUCAGAUGUUCCUAAAAUGCCUCAGUUCACCAUGUUGUUUUAUUUUGGACAUGAAAUAAAUACAAAAGGAUAUGAGAUAAAAGCACCAUUGUUUUAUUUGGAUAUUGAAAUAAUUGCAGAAUUGACAUACAAGUCAAACAUUAGAUGAAAGACUUUAAAGAUUUGACAUAGAAUGAUGUUUGAUGUGUGGGA